UAGGACGGAUGGAAUAGACCGGUCAAGGUAUAAUGUUGAAUAAGGGGAUGUGCUUGUUUUUUUUUGCCAGGGAACUUGAAAAGAAGAGGCUGUCAAGAUGCCUGAGACUGGCGGUGCAUCAGUUGCUCCCAAGAAGAGUCUGACACUCGAUGACCUCAUCGCGGCCAUCGACCGACAUGAGAGGAAUCCGAGCAACAUCCCAAAGGUCGAUACUUUCCAUUUCUGUGGGGAGAGAGUCUCGGAAUGGCUAGAGAGGGUGGAACAAACUUUGGUUGGGCGGUCGGAUGUUGUAAAGUUUCAACGCAUCCUUCAGUAUGUCCUCCAUAACUACCAUCAGGAGGUGAAGAAAGUCAUAGAUGCGGCUCAAGGUAGUUGGGAGAGGUUCAGGGAGGGGAUGCAGAGGAAGUACCGCUUGGGAGACGAGCUAUUGACUACCGCAGACCUUGAGGCGAUGAACAAAGAGGAUUUUACGACAAUAGGGACUUUUGUUCAAGAAUUUAAGAAGAGAGCGCGGAAGGUCCAUGGGAUUUCGGAGGAAGCACAAUGCGCCAUCUUCCUGGGGCUACUCACGACAUCGGAGGCCGUCGAGUUGACGAGGCAUGGAGGAGGUAGCACUAAGCUCAUCUGGGCCACCAUUGACAGAGGGGUGAAAGUUGGGUGUUUGGACCAGGUGGGGCAACGUCAGGUACGCCUGCAAAGGCAGAAGAGAAAGGAAAGAGAUGCGACUGCUUCUGGGACCCCGAGGAUAACAAGGAUUGUUAUAGACGUGUUGGGAGAGCUAGGGUAUGCGACAGAGCCGCUGGUGCAAAGGAGGGUGGUGACGGCUGUCAAAGUGAAAGGAAAGGAGCCGGUGAUAGAGGAGGCUGUUCAGGAAGAGCUCUGGAAAGAUGAAGAGUCGGUGCCGCAGCACCUGACGAAGGUCCAACGCAAAUGUUGCAGGAGGUGGGAACCAGAGCCAGGGCAAUCAAGGCAACGGAGGGAGGGGUGGAGGAAGGGGGCGAGGCACGAAUGGCGGCGGAAAAGGAAGGCAAUGGAAUGGUCAAGGCCAGGGGUACCAAGGCCAGGGAUACCAAGGCCAGGGGUACCAAGGCUAGGGAUACCAAGGCUAGGGAUACCAAGGCCAGAGGGGUAUCAAGACCAGGGGGAUCAGGGAAGCCAGGGGUAUGGAAGACCCCGUUUUGACUGGAGGACGGCCAGCUGUCAACAUUGUGACCAGCAAAGCUACACUAUAAGGUUCUGUAAUACAAGACGGGAAGACGAGAGAAGCGGACUGAUUUUCUCCACUAUGGAUGGGAAUAUCUACGAUCAGUUUGCGGAGGCAAUUGACAGAAGGCUUGGAGGAGUGAGGGUUGAAGCCCAACGAAGAGCGGCAGUUGGGCCGCCACCCCCUGCCAUGUUCAGGUUAUGGCAGGAAAAGCAGGAACCACCGAUUGGGGUAGAGGAAGUGGGGAACGAUGAGGAAGUGGCUCAAGGGCAACGAGGAGGAAGUAAGACGGAAGAGCCCAUGAUCAUCGAGUCAGAUGACGAGGAUGAGGAGGAAAGAAUGGAGCCUCCGUCCGUCUUAUUUGGGAAGAUGGAGGAGCUGCUGGAUAAGAUGGGGAGGUACCAUCAGAAGUUGGUGGACCUCUGUGAGGAAGUGAAGGGAUGGAGGUCUAACAUCCCCAAAGUGUUCCUCUAUGACUCCGGUCCGGAGUCAGCGCCUGGGCGACCCGGAGUAAAUGUGGUGGGGUCGUGCCCACAAUCGGGAAUGAUGGGGACACCCCUCACUCCGCAGACCCGGCUGGCACAGGCAGCGCGAACGAGGAAUCAAGCCAAGGCCAGUGCCAGCCAAGUGCCUCCAAGGAGGGAAACCGAACCAAGGAGAAGGAAAGAGGCUGUGGAAGUAGAGGACGACGAUGAUGAAGAGGACGAGGACGAGAGGCUGCGCAGAGAAGAGGAUCAGAGAACGGAGCAGCGGGCGAGAAAAAAGGGAACUAGGGGAGAGGCCGAGCCAGUCAUACGUGACGGACCACCCAAAAAGAAGAAAUACGUGGUUCGGUUGGAAGAGGGAUUUGACAUAGAGAGAGUAAUUGACAGGCUGCUGGAAGGGCAUAAUGACCUCAUGACCCUGAAGGAAAUCCUAGCGUCAGCCCCGCGACUCCGCGAUGAACUGAAGGGGAGAUUGUCGCGGCGCCUGGUACCCAAUGUCCAUCUGGGACCGUGUCGUAUCAACGAAGGGAACGAGGAGGAGUUGAUCAUAGGGGAGUCCGACUUCCUACUGCCUCAAGACCGGAUAUUGGUGGUGGAAUUGAUGAAGAGGAGGCAUCGCGCCUAUGCGUUUAGCGAUGAGGAGCGUGGCAGGCUGGAUGUGGACAAGAUACCUAUGAUCCGCAUCCACACCGUGCGACACGAGCCUUGGAACAUGAGAGGGGCGCGAUACCCCAAUCCUGACGAGAAAAGGAAGGUGGUGGAUUACCUCGACGGCAAAAUACAUACGCACGUCGCCGACUAUUCUAGUGGACCGUAUGCGUCCCCGUGGUUUUGCUUCAUUAAGCCUAACGGGACGCUGCGAUGGGUGCAAGAUCUGCAGAGGUUCGAUGCGGUGACUGUGCGAGAUGUUGGAGGACUGCCAAAUGCGGAUGCAUUGUCGGAAUCCCGUGCUGGAAGGCCUAUAAUUUUGCUUAUAGACCUUUACUCAGGAUACGAUCAGUUUCCAGUCUACCCGCCGGAUAAGCCUGUGACGGCUAUGCACACGCCGCGAGGAUUAAUCCACAUGAACGUGGCCCCUCAAGGUUGGACCAACACGAUAGCUAUGGUCCAACGGGCCAUGAUUCGGGUUAUGCAGUCAGUCAGCCCCCAUAUUACACAGCCAUACAUCGACGAUUUGGCGGUGAAGGGGCCGACAGUAAAGGAGAGCGACGAAGUCUUGCCAGGGGUAAGGCGCUUUGUUUGGGAGCACCUCCAGGACCUCGAAAAAGUCCUGAGCCUGCUCGAGGAGCAUAACCUCACGGCAAGCGGGGCGAAAUCCAGACACUGUAUGAGGGGAGCGACUAUUUUGGGGUUCAUCUGCAGCGAGAAGGGCCGAAGGCCGGAUGUGAAGAAGACGGACAAGAUUACUGAGUGGCUGGUUCCGUUCCACUCAAUAACUGAUGUCAGGAGCUUCCUUGGAAGGCAUCGAGGGGUACAAGCCACAUAUGCCAAGAUAAGUGAGCUAUACUACUUGGAUGGGAUGAUGGAUAUGGUCGGGAAGUUCUGCCGAUCUUGCGUACCUUGCCAGGAAAGAUCCCGUUUAAGGCAAGGAGAGUCGAUGCAUCCAAGGGUAGAGCGAGAGGUGGGGGUCGUAGUGCAUCUCGAUCUACUUUUUAUGCCGCUUAGGGAUCAGGGCUAUAACUACAUCUUCGAUGCGCGCGAUAACCUGUCUGGGUUCGUAGACGGACGUGCUAUUCACACAAAGACCGGGUCGGUCCUGGUGAGCUGCAUCGAGGAGUAUUACCUGCGCUAUCCUUUCGUCAGGGAAUUCGUAAUGGACAGGGGACCAGAGUUUACCUGCCAGGAGGUACAAGAAUUGUUAUCAAGGUCUGACUUUACGAAGACACCCAUGCCAAGAGGAGGGAAGGGGACACGGCCGCCUCAGAGGCCGUUGGGCGCAUCAGGAGGAUAUGAGCGGCAUGGGCCUCAUCAUCGAGGGAGUACUCCGGUCUACAAUGAUGGGGACAUCGAGCUAUUCCUGGACAGUUUCUGGGAGCAUGCGAGGCGUAUGGGCUGGAACAUGGCUCAGGCGAUUGAGAGAUUGAGGGGAGCAAGCAGAUUCGAGGAGCCCAUUGCCAGGAUUCGUAGGGAGGCGACGACAAGGCAGGAGGUGGAGUUGAGGAUGGAGGAGUUGCGACCCUCGCCUGUGGGACCAGAUGGCAGGCCAAUCCGCCUGGAGAUUGGAAAUGCGUCGGACUUCAUCCCCGCGUUUGAGUGGUUCAUGCAGGGGCAGGGUAUACCGAGAGAUGAUUGGAUGCAGACGCUACCACUCUGGACCAGGAAGGCAGAAAGGCUACUGGCCAGCCAAAUCAGAAGCAUGGCCCUGGACUGGGAGAGCUGCAGGGCACAUCUGAGAGAGGCCUUUCGACGGCCAGAGCCCCCUCAUCCCAGAGUUGAGAGGCAUCAGAGGAGUCAGAGGCAGAGGGACCCUGAGCCUAGGGAGGCGAGACCGUCUCAAGGAGGACGAAAGGCCCUAGCCAGGAGAGAAGAGGAGCCGGAGCAGGAGCCAGAGGUUGAAGAGCGAGGGGCAUACCCUGAGUGUGGGUUGCGACCAGUGGAGUUUCAUCGUUUUACUGAGGGUGGAUUGAGGAGGUCGCCAACACACACACAGGAGGAGCCGCUAGUGUCUGAGGGGCCUUUGAGGGAGUUGGAGACACAUCUGGAUAUCUCUCAGUGGAGAGCGUCGCCUCAGGGUGAGGAGCAUGGAGAGCAGGCAGAGGAGAUGCCACGAGAGGAGGUGUCACGAGAGGAGGUGCCACGGAAGGAGGUCCAAGAUACUCAGCGCGAGAGAGGGCUGGGCGAUGUGGGGAGACGUGCAGGGAAGGAAGUGAUAGAGGUUGGAGAGGACACACCCCCACAGACGCCAGCAAUGGGUUUGAAACUCGGGGAUGCACCAGGGAGCACCCGGCAGGCAGAGGAGAGGUUGCAGAGAGAGGAGGUCCCAUUAUCUUCAUCAGGAAAGGCUCCUUCGCCAGAAGAUAGGGCAGAAAGGAGGAGAGAGAGGGCAGCUGUAAGGAGAGAAGCCUUGAUCCUGAUUGACAGGCACCUAGUAGCUCAUGCCUUGGAGCACCCAGACCUGGAGAAGCCAGCACCUGCAGAGCCUCGCCAGGAGCCGUACCAGCCCGAGAAGGAGAUGGAAGCAGAGAUCCCAAAGAGGGUCGACCUCCGCAUGAGGGAAAGAGCGCCACCUGGAGAGACAGCAGAGGAGAAGAGGGCGAGAAGAACCAGGAGGAUAGACGAUAUAUGGCAAGAGAGGCAGAGGUUGGAGGCAGCGGGGGAGCUUCUGGAGGAGCAGCAGGAGAGGCAGAGAUCAGAGGCAGCAGGGGCACUCCCAGGGAAAAAGAUGAAGGAAGCAAGCCAUGGAGUACGCCUGGAGGCUAUGGAGGUGGAAAUCCAGGAACUCAGGGCAUUGGUGGCCAGCCAGGCGGCUAUCAUUGAGAGCCUGAGGCAGCAAACCCAGGAAAAGAUGGACAAGCUAGAGAGCAGCAGGCAGGGAGAGCAGAGGCAGCCAGGACAUGGGUUACCAGGACAGCCAUCUGCAGCAGAGCCUCGCCCGGAGCCACCUAUGGGAAGAGUUAUCCUGGAGCCAGAGGAGGCGAGAGCCCAGAGACAGACAGAGAGAGAGGCGUUCAAGUUUAGAGCCCCUACUGAGCUCGCGACGCUGCCAGUGGCAGCGGCAGGCCCAGUCGUACCUUUGGCGAUUGAGGAGGGGCUACCGCCAUCUAGCAGUGAGUCGGCUCAGGGGUCAGCAGAAGGAUCCAUGGGCGUACUCCUUGAGGCAGUGCAUACCAUGCAGGAGGAGGCGAGUUUGUUUUCACCCGAGCAGAGGAUAGAGGAGCCGCUUGAGAGAGAGAUGGGGACUGAGGCGGAGGGUGCCAUCGAGAGCAGGCUCCAGAGGAUGGGCACACCUGAGUAUGGACCAGAGGAGAUUAAGGAGCAGCCCACGGCAGUGCCAGGAAAGACACUCGAGAGGAGACCUCAGAGGUUGGACACGCCUGAGAACGUCCCAGCGACAGGGGAUUUGAGAAGCAGACUGGGAUCUUGGACUACUGGAUCUGGGUCUAGGGGACCGGUUCCUAGGACAGAGCAGCAGGAGGUCGUUAGUACCGCAACUCCUCGAUCAGAGCAGCAGGAGGUUGUCAGUACCUUAGUAGGAUCUCCUUCAUCGCCACCUCCUCAGCCUAGGAAGAAAAAGUUCAAGAGGAAGGUAGAUCAACUAUGUUUCUACUGCAAGAGGGACAUGCACCAUGCUCUGGAUUGUCUCGAGUUUCUUGACGAUAAGGCAGCAGGGAAGGUCUCAGAGGUAGGAGGUAAGAUGUAUGAUAGACAGGGUAGGAUAGUAGAGAAGUCCGCAGAUGGACUUAGGGCUCAGUUAUAUAGGCAAAACCAGGAGGAGUUCAGGAGAUAGUGUCGGUUUGUCUAUGUAAGUGGGCGAGUAUC
Molecule: messenger RNA, 6168 nt
Organism: Chara braunii
Lineage: Eukaryota; Viridiplantae; Streptophyta; Charophyceae; Charales; Characeae
Source: the annotation of a GenBank genome assembly